UGACACAUGACGCUGGGCUACGUUCAUUAUGUGCAGUGAACGUAGGUCAUCACGUUGUUCUAAAAUCUAAAUACCGUAUUAUUUCAUAAUUUUUUCUAAAUUUUUAAAUUAUUUGGCACUCUCAACCUUUUACGAACAUAUUCAAAAUUCUGCAGAACAACUGUUCGUUACAAAAUUCUGAGAUGAUGAACACUUCGAAGAGAAGAAAAACUGCAACAAAGCUUAUGAGCAGGGAGAAGCACGACGAAUUCUUGAGUCGUAUAUCAAAAUCGUUAUACUAUGCGAAAUUGCCAGUGAGUGACCGCCUCAGUUUUCCUGUUACUGAAUUGGCAGCAGAACUUUUUACCGAAGUAAAAAAUGGUCAAACACUUGAACGAUUGGAUAUAGAGGAAGCUAGUAGGAUUUCUAGAAACGCAUGUGUUUCACCAUGUUGUCUUGUAUUGGCUUUAUUGUACUUAGAAAGACUGAAAGAUUGUAACCCAGAAUAUUUGCAACGAGUGGCACCGUCUGAAUUAUUCCUUGUUUCUUUGAUGGUGGCUAGUAAAUUUUUGAAUGAUGAAGGAGAGGAAGAUGAAGUUUUUAAUACUGAAUGGGCACUGUCUGGUCACUUGAGUAUAUCACAAAUGAAUCAACUGGAAAAGGAUUUUCUCCAAGCUAUCGACUGGACAGUUUUCGUUAACAAUCAAGACUUCUGGGAAAGAUUACAAAAACUAGAGAAGACUAUAGCCUAUAAAGAAGCACAGAAAAGAGGCUGGUUUUCAUAUACAGAACUAACUUGUCUAAUGAAUUCGAUGCAAUUGCUAACAAUUGCUCAAGCUGUGAUAAACAUAUCAUCAAUUUGUUUGGCAACAUAUACAGCAGGGAUAGUCACUUUAUUGGGAUCUGCUCUUGUUGCAAGUUAUUUGCCAGGAACAGUACUAAGCCCACGACAAACGACAAACACGACAGACGUGACAAGAGUAAACUUAAAUCCAAUUAUUGAUAUUCCAACCACAAUAAUUGAAGAUGCACCACAAAAUGUUUUAAGAACAGACUUUAUGUCUACUUUAUCUCAUUCCAACGAUUCUCAACAAAACGGUGAAAGCAUUGACUCAAAUGAAGUAGCAAAUGAGCAUUGGAAAUGGUGGCAAAACUCUGACAUGAUCUGGUUACCAACACACUCAGGCUUGGAACCAAAAGAAACAUUACACACGAUAAGAGAUGAUAUUGAACACACGAACACGUUUAUAACAUCUACUAAUUUUGUACUCGAUACCACAACAUUGAUACAGGAUGCAGAUAAAAUGGAUGCAAAUUGGAGGCAAAUCCUGGGUAUAGAUUUAAAUCUUCUUUUGCAUAAUUGGAGAUAUUAUGCAAACUAUGUCACAACAAUAACUCUUGACUAUAAUCACUAACGAUUAUUUCUAAAAUUGUGAUAAGAACUUUCUGUGCUAGUAAGAUUGAAAAAGAAGUAUAUAUUUUUUGUACUAAUUCGUAAACUUAUAAAGGACUUCUAUACUAACAAAGUAAUUUUUUCAAUAAAUACAUAGGAUAGAUA
Molecule: messenger RNA, 1537 nt
Organism: Megalopta genalis
Lineage: Eukaryota; Metazoa; Arthropoda; Insecta; Hymenoptera; Halictidae
Source: RefSeq, a predicted model, not a curated record